Messenger RNA from Wickerhamiella sorbophila, 468 nucleotides. RefSeq names its product 40S ribosomal protein S24-B. Bases 1 to 468 code for a protein of 155 amino acids. The record is from RefSeq and is a predicted model, not a curated record. NCBI's taxonomy places the organism in Eukaryota, Fungi, Ascomycota, Dipodascomycetes, Dipodascales, Trichomonascaceae. Gene Ontology annotation, molecular function: structural constituent of ribosome. Gene Ontology annotation, cellular component: ribosome. Gene Ontology annotation, biological process: translation. The transcript has a single exon.
AUGGCCGUCCCAGCAGUGCGCGAUUCACUCAUCUCUAGGAAUCAUCGCCAAGGCACAGUUCACAUCACCAUGUCGGACGCGGUCACUAUUCGUACUCGCAAAUUCCUGCGCAACCCUCUGCUUAACCGUUCGCAGUUUGUUAUCGACGUUAUCCACCCCACCCGUGCUAACGUCUCCAAGGACGAGCUCCGUGAGAAGCUGGCCAAGAUCUACAAGGCCGAGAAGGACGCUGUCUCCGUCUUUGGCUUCAAGACCCAGUACGGUGGUGGCAAGUCUACCGGCUUUGGUCUCGUCUACGACUCUGCCGACUCUCUGAAGAAGUUUGAGCCCCGCUACCGGCUGGUCCGCUACGGCCUUGCCGAGAAGAUUGACAAGGUUUCCAAGCAGCAGCGCGCCCAGAAGAAGAACCGUGGUAAGAAGAUCUUCGGUACUGGCCGUCGCCAGGCUAAGCGCCAGCGCGGCGACUAA